AUGCAUGUGAAUGGGACCACCACUGAAUAUUUCAUCAUUAAAGGAAUCACAGAGGUCCCUGAAUUACACAUCACCAUAUUCAUUGUAGUAUUUCUCAUAUAUCUCAUGACCAUCGGAGGAAACAUGGUCAUUCUCAUCCUCAUCUGCAUGGACACUCAUUUGCACACGCCUAUGUACUUCUUCCUGGCUAACCUGUCCAUUGUCGACAUGGCAUCCACCACCAGCAGUCUGCAUAAGAUCCUCAUAAGUUUCAUUACUGGGGAUAGGACUGUUUCAUUCCAUGGGUGUAUGACACAGUCUUUCAUGUCUGGAUCUUUCACAGUCCAUGAGUUGUUCAUACUGGCAGCCAUGAGUUAUGAUCGUUAUGUGGCAAUUUGUAGGCCUCUAAGCUAUCAUCUGAUCAUGAACCAUAGGACAUGUGUUCUGUUGGUUUCUUCAUGCUGGACCUUGGGCUUUCUCUUUGUUAGUCCUCUUGUUGGCAUAUUAUCCAGUUUUUCAUGUUAUACCUCCAUUGAGGUCAACCACUUCCUCUGUGAUAUUGUCCCAUUGCUGAACAUCACCUGCAGUGAUACCUCCAUUUUGGACAUAUUAUUCUUUAUUGAAGGGUUGUUUCUGUUCACUAUUGCCCCAUUUCUUUUCACUUUUACUCCUUAUAUUUUUAUCAUAGUUGCAAUACUGAAGAUCCAUACCAGUCAUGGUAGACGUAAGGCAUUCUACACAUGCUCCUCACAUCUCACCGUGGUCGUCCUCCUCUAUACACUUCUGGUUAGUCAGUAUUUGGUCCCAAGCUCAUCAAGCAAUUUUGACUCUAAAAAACUAUAUGCACUAUUUAAUAUGGCUGCUGUACCCCUACUAAACCCUUUGAUUUAUAGCUUUAAAAACAAGGAUGUGAAGGCUGCAUUACAGAGGAGGUUUGGACGGAAACUGUGA
This is a messenger RNA of Bufo gargarizans (Asiatic toad), 930 nucleotides long. Its product is annotated as olfactory receptor 146-like. NCBI's taxonomy places the organism in Eukaryota, Metazoa, Chordata, Amphibia, Anura, Bufonidae. Gene Ontology annotation, molecular function: olfactory receptor activity; G protein-coupled receptor activity. The transcript has a single exon. Gene Ontology annotation, biological process: G protein-coupled receptor signaling pathway. The coding region runs from base 1 to 930 and encodes 309 amino acids. Gene Ontology annotation, cellular component: membrane. The record is from RefSeq and is a predicted model, not a curated record.